Molecule: messenger RNA, 506 nt
Organism: Ceratosolen solmsi marchali
Lineage: Eukaryota; Metazoa; Arthropoda; Insecta; Hymenoptera; Agaonidae
Product: larval cuticle protein 8-like
Exons: 2
Coding region: 1-465 (154 amino acids)
Cellular component (GO): chitin-based extracellular matrix
Molecular function (GO): structural constituent of chitin-based larval cuticle
Source: RefSeq, a predicted model, not a curated record
AUGAUAGCCUCUGAUCCCGAGGAGUCCGAGUAUAAAAUAAGCCCGACUUACAUCCAUUGCGUUCAGUUACCAACUAUCAUUCUCCGAUUCAGAACAUCUCACGAAGAAUCAGUAUCGGAUAAAGAUGAAGAUGUUCAGAUCGCGAUUUUCCUGGGCCUCGUCGCCAUCGCCUUCGCCGCACCCCAACGAAGAGCAGUUAAUCAAGCGGAAGUUGUGCUAGUGCAGGAAACGCCAUCGGACAACAUCGGCCUCGACGGCUACAAGUUCGCAUACGAGCUGAGCGACGGCUCGACGCGAGAGGAGUCCGCCCAGGUCGAGACCCGAGGUGUCGAGGAUGCCGUACUCCGGGUGCGAGGCUCCUACAGCUGGGUUAACCCCGAGGACGGACAGGUGUACACCGUCACUUACAUCGCCGACGAAAACGGAUUCCAGCCUCAAGGCGCCCACUUACCUAAGGCACCUUAAAUUAUAAUAGUCCAUUAUUUAAUAAAAAUUUUAUUAUAAAA